This is a messenger RNA of Drosophila melanogaster (fruit fly), 2870 nucleotides long. RefSeq lists its product as uncharacterized. The coding region runs from base 1026 to 1961 and encodes 311 amino acids. The record is from RefSeq and is marked reviewed. The transcript is spliced from 8 exons. Lineage: Eukaryota; Metazoa; Arthropoda; Insecta; Diptera; Drosophilidae.
GAUUAAUGCCCAAUUGCAAUUCGUUUCUCGGGGCCACAAUUUCCGCUUGCCAGUGACAGUAAGUGAAACGCCUCUGUUCGAUUCGGUUGCGUCUAGGCUAACGAAAGGCCACAUAAGUUCAAGCAGUUAAAGUGAAAUAAUCCCCAGUGGAGCACAAUUGUUGAGGCAGGUGAAGUUGGGGCACAUAAUGCCAGCUAUUAAAUGGGUAUCGCACGGAGCACGCCGGUGGUAAUUAUUUGCUUGCGUCAGACUUUGAUCGACGGUUGAAAGUUUUCCUUCAAUGGAAAACAUCAGAUUCUGCCGAAAGUGCAUCCGGGAGGUUGGGUUCGCAGUACACUUUUGUGGGUCAUAAAAAAAAACAAACAGGGCUCACAAUUAAGCUAGCUGAGAACGGGUUUUGUUGUUGAGGUAUUUUUCUGUUUUAAUUAAAAUUGUGAAGUACAAAAUACCCAUUCGUUAAAGUCCAGAAGCUAUUUAUAAAUCAGAUAUCAGAUAUCAGUUUACAAGUCAGAGAUAAGUGUUUAUAGUUUAACGAAAUGCAAAAAAUUCCAUCAAAGGACUUUUUGAACAGAGUACCGGUUUUUCGUUUUAACUUUCCCUUUAAGGAAUAAUGAACUAAACUAGUUAAAAAGGCAUUAAAAGCAGGUAUCACUUUCAAGGAUGCGUUCGAUGACUCGAACUUAAGACCAAGGUCUGUGGAAUCUCGUUUUUAUAUAGAUUCUGUUGCCUAUAAGCAUUUCACAAUGAUAUUCCCUACCCAAAGAACGAUAAAUAUCAGUGGAAAUAUUUACAUUCAUUUUUAAAACGUGUCCCUGAGGCACAAGAUCACUUAAAAGUAAAACUCCAUUUAACUUGAUUGCUCCCUACUCAACCGACAUAUCUUAAAACUGAAGGAACGAUAAAAACCGGAUUCGUUUUAAGCUGAGUCACUAUGAUUCUGAACAAUGGCACUAACCGAUAUAGCUUGAACCGGUGAACAACUAGCGCCAGAUCGCGGCAUCCAGAUCACACAACAUAUCCACACCAUGGGCAAGGCAGAGUGCAUUAGCUACGAUGAGCACAAGUUGCCCUACAUCGAUCUGGGCUCGGCACAGAUCCGCAUGGAGAAGGAACAAGCGCCGGAAUGGGCACUGAAGAAGGCACAGGAUGAGUUGCGGGAAGUGCCCGGCGUCAAGGAGCAGGCCAUCAAGGAACUCAGGGAACUCAUUCAAAAUGAAAAGUACCUGAACCUGCCAUUGGAUGAUGAGUAUAUGAUGAUGUUCCUGCGUCCCACCCAUUACUAUCCAGAAAGUGCCUUGAAAAGGCUCAAGAACUUUUAUCACAUGAAAUUGAAGUAUGGAGCCGCUUGCGAGAACAUAAUCCCCAGCAAGUUGAGAAACGUUUUCGAGGCAAAUAUUCUGAAUUUGCUGCCCCAAAGAGAUCAACACGGCCGUCGGCUUUUGGUGCUGGAAGCUGGCAAAAAAUGGAAGCCAUCGCAAGUGCCCUUGGUGGAUCUAUUCCGCGGCAUUCAAUUGACCGUACUGGGUUCUAUGGUGGAGCCCUACUCACAAAUUUGCGGCUCAGUUGUCAUUAUCGAUAUGGAAGGGCUGCCACUUAGCCACAUUACACAAUUUACACCGUCAUUUGCCGCCAUGUUGCUGGAUUACAUUCAAGAAUGCAUCUGCAUGCGUUUGAAAGCAGUUCACAUAGUGAAUAAUUCAUAUAUAUUCAAUAUGCUCUUUGCCGUAUUCAAGCCAUUCAUUCGCGAAAAGCUGCGCAAGAGGAUCUUCUUCCAUGGCAAGGACUACAAGUCCCUGAUCUCCCAUAUUGAGGCGAAGGCUUUGCCUCCGAAAUACGGUGGUUCUGCCACAUGGGAACUGCCACACGGCAAAGUUUUGGGCGAAUUCUUUGAGUGCUAUUCCAAGGAUUAUGAACUGGCUGACAGCUAUGGGUAUACUGAGGGGUAUAAGAUGAAGAAGUAAUAGUACAAGGAAUAGUCCAAAACUAACCCCCCAAAUCCGCACAAUCCUCCCUUCCCCCUUUCGAUUCGUAUUUUAGUCACUUAAGUUGGGUCAUUUGUGAUAUUGCAAAUAUUGUCGUACGUUAAGUAAUAGUCUCUUUGCCCUUUAAAUGUAAGGUUAAGAAAAUUAUUCACAAUAAUUAAAAUGAUCACGAUACAAGCUCAUGAGCUAGGCAUUAAAGUGGAUACCAUAUAUACUAUAUAUUUUGUAUAAUUGUUAUUGAACUAAUAAAGAUGAAAAAAAUGUUGUUAAAAUUCAAAACAAACGUUGUGAGCUGUAAUGAAAUAAAAAUAGUUAUGUGCAAUCUUACCCACUUAACCUACUAAAAUGAUAAUUUCCUUUGUAGUUGAAGAUUUUAUUUGACACGAAAGCCAUGGGUCAAGAAAUCAUUUUAAUACAAAACAUAUCUAAUAACUAAGGAAUGUAAAAAGAGUAUUCGUUAGCUAAGCGAAGUCCACCAGACGUUUCGACUUCGAAGGCUAUCUAAUCUUUGGCAUAGGCACGGGAAUGCUUGCAAUUUUCAGUUGGGUGUUUUAGAGUGUCACUAAACUAUGAGCUACGACUAAAGCACUAGGACGGCUUAACUAUCUAAAUGGCGUGAAUGUGGCGGUUCUGUUCAAUCCUGCUUAUUGUCGCUGAUGGCUGUGGAUGCAGUGGCCACACUUUCACCCGUCUGGGAUUUAAUAAUGGUUGGCUUACGGCCUUUUUCGAGGAGCGGAGAACUGUCCGGAGAUCCUUUGACACUCUUUUCGCACACCAAAGUGGAGGCCUUGGACUUCAGUUCCUCAGCACUGGAGAAUUGAGAGCGACUCUUAUACUGGCCAUUCGUUUUGGUUUUGGUCCUCAGAUCGUAUCUACGAUUUCGACAGG